GACUACCACCAUGAAGCCCUGGAUUCUCCUACUCAACGUGAUCAUCUAUGGGGUUGUGAUGCCUCUGCCUGUGCUGGGAGGCCUCAGGAACAAGACAUUUUUUUCAGUUGGAAGAACAGUGGUCGAGCAGUGCUGGAUACAGCCUCUGUUACAGUACUGUGAGAAGAGGUGCACUAGGUUACAGGAGUGUUUAUCUCCCAAUCAUACGUGCUGCUGGACCUUCUGUGGAAACGUCUGCUUGGACAAUGAGUGAGUUGUUUGCAGUGGCAAGGUCGGGCCUAGAUAUGCUUCCUCACUACUGGUCACCCUCAUUCAGAAGGUGGGACCUGGAACGGAAGUCACCCAAAUCCCGGACAAAGAAACCGGCAGCAUAAGUCAAUGCCCUACUAUCUCUGUACCUA
Molecule: messenger RNA, 401 nt
Organism: Herpailurus yagouaroundi (jaguarundi)
Lineage: Eukaryota; Metazoa; Chordata; Mammalia; Carnivora; Felidae
Gene: WFDC9
Product: WAP four-disulfide core domain 9
Exons: 2
Coding region: 11-253 (80 amino acids)
Source: RefSeq, a predicted model, not a curated record